This is a messenger RNA of Knipowitschia caucasica, 201 nucleotides long. The record is from the annotation of a GenBank genome assembly. NCBI's taxonomy places the organism in Eukaryota, Metazoa, Chordata, Actinopteri, Gobiiformes, Gobiidae.
AUGGGAUUAUUACAGCUAUUUGUGCUUCUUGGCGUCUUCUGCUCCGCUUCAGUUUUAGGGUUUGGGGUGGACCCAGCUCUCCGGAUCAGCCUGUUCGACGAGCUCUCUCUGGGACAGGGUUUGGAUGGAGUUACCCAAGUCCAAGGCUUCCACAGCGAGUCCAGAGCCUUCCACUUCCAAGGUAAAACUACAGACGGGUAA